GCCCCCAGCUCCCCCGCCUCGCGCCGCUCGGUCAGCACGCUCAAGAAGUGGCUCACAAACCCCGUGCGCAAGCUGAGUGCCGCCGGGGGCAGCAAGGGAGAGCGGCAGGUCCGCCGGCUGGACGGGAGGCUGCACCCCCUGCCCAGCCAGGGCCAGGGGCCGUCGGGACGCCAGGGGGAGUCCGAGAACAUCCUCCCCUCCUCGGGCAAGGAGCUGGAGUGGAGGGAUGGUCCUGGGGAACGCAGGGGCAGCUCCCAGCCAGGAACUCCCACGACACACAGAUACCUGUCCGAGCUGCUGCAGGGGGAGUCCAGUCCAGGUCACACACAGGAUCCUUUUUCCACCAAUCCACUGCAAGUUACAGUUGGCUCCGCCCAGGAUGAUGACACCUCCAGCCAAUCGUCAGUAACUGAGGACAGUGAGGAAGAGAGGAAGAGUGCCUUAGAAAAGAGCAUGUACGUGCUGAAGGAGCUGAUCGAGACAGAGAAGCUGUACGUCAGUGACCUGGGCCUGAUAGUGGAGGGCUACAUGGCCACCAUGAACACCAGGGGGGUGCCCGAAGACAUGAAGGGGAAGGACAAGAUUGUGUUUGGGAACAUCCACCAGAUCUUUGACUGGCACAAAGACUACUUCCUGGGGGAGCUGGAGAAGUGUGUUGCUGACCCAGACAGACUCGCUGAGCUCUUCAUCAAACACGAACGGCGCCUCCACAUGUAUGUGGUGUACUGUCAGAACAAGCCCAAGUCUGAGCACAUUGUGUCAGAGUACAUCGACACCUACUUUGAGGAGCUGAAGCAGCAGCUGGGGCACCGGCUCCAGCUGAACGAUCUUCUCAUCAAGCCUGUCCAGCGCAUCAUGAAGUACCAGCUCCUGCUGAAGGAUUUCUUCAAGUACUACACCAAAGCAGGCAUGGACACCACACAGUUGGAGAAAGCAGUCGAGGUCAUGUGCUUUGUGCCCAAGCGCUGCAACGACAUGAUGAACGUGGGGCGGCUGCAGGGGUUUGAGGGAAAGAUCACGGCCCAGGGCAAGUUACUCCAGCAAGACACUUUCUCCGUGAUGGAGCAGGACAGUGGCUUCCUGUCACGCGCCAAGGAGAGGCGGGUCUUCCUGUUUGAGCAGCUAAUCAUCUUCAGUGAGCCAAUCGACAGGAAGAAGGGCUUCUCACUGCCCGGCUACAUCUUUAAGAACAGUAUCAAGGUGUGUGUCUCCCUGCAGUCGCCCAUCGAGUACCAGCGGCGAGAGAGCAAGUCCAACAGCCUGGGGCGGGCAAUGCGGGCACCUCCGCCCACGUCCGCCACCCUGCGGCCCCACUCCUCCGCCUCCAUCGACCGCCACCGCCUGCCCAGCCUGAGCGCCUACAACUCCUCACUGCCCGCCCUCUACCUGCCCAGCCACGCCACACAGGAGUCCCCCCAGGUACAGCACAGCCCCCCAGACUCAAACCCCAGUCUGCCGGGCCUCUCUCCCAUGCACGAUCACCUGGCCUUCCCUGAGCAGCCCGGACUGCCCUUCGCCCCAGACCAGUGCCAGGGCGUCUCCAAUGGACUGUGCCCCCCGGCCCAGCACAGCACACAGAGAGGGGGCAACACGUGCCACACGAAGGCGGGGGACAGCGCCCUGUCCCCCAGUCCCCUGCCGACCCAGUGGACGGGCCCCUUGGCACAGCUGGCGGAGGACGACUUAUAGACUGAAAUCGCUCCCUCCAGAGGUGCUGUCGUCAGGAGCGCUUCCUCGCGUCAUGAAUUAACUCGUUUUUUAAAGAAUGUCAUAAAAAAACCAAGAACUUAUCACUCCCGCCUCGGCCGGCCCUUCAGGGGCGCCCUUGUUCCCGUUGUGGGGUUUGGGGGACUGGCUGUGAGGGGCCUGAUUUGCCCCAGACAUUCUCUUCCUUUUUAAUCGCCAGAAUGUAAACCUGCAACUCCUUCUAGUGAAGGGAAGACUUUCAAAGUCUUGGAGAAGUUGUAGGAGCUAGAUAUGGCCUGCAUAUGAACUGUAUAAUUUCCCAGAUGUUGCCUGAAUAUAGCCAAAAUAUUUCAUGGAGAAAGACCAGAUUGAUCCCAGAAAAUGCUUGAUGUUUCCCAAGUAUAGCCUGGAUCGAUCCCGGAUAUUGCCAUGUCUUUAAAUCAGGUAAAGCUCUUUUUUUAAACAAAGCAGGAAUCACAUUAUUUGACUACCCUGUUUCCGGCUCUUCCUUGCUGGUUAUCCAGGCGAUCCCUGGAAAGACUGUUAACACGGACCGCACCCUUGCCAGGGACAGGCCAGAAAGCCUCCUUCCAAGAAUGACAAUCUCCAGAAUCGCUUUUGCUCCAGGAACCUUGCACGCAGAAGACAGGGAGCAAAUGUUUACCUCCACAUUGUGACACAUAAAGGCAAGCCUUCUUUUCUUAAUAAAAUGACUGUCUGUCUCAAGGCUGGGAAUCCUGCAGUCCAGAGCUUCGUGUUCUGAAGGAGCCCUGGAAGGCUCAUUUCCAUCCGCACUGGGCUCGAUGAAGAGCAUCACGCACCACACUUCCGAGCAGAAUCCUCUUCGUCCACAGGCGUCUUCCCAGAAACAGGGAACAGCUAUCCCUGGAACAGCUACAGCUCCCAGAAUAUGUGUUGUUACCCCAGGCCGUGUACUAACCCCUCAUCUGGUAAUCUCGCCAAAUGACCAAGCCACCCUGAGAGGACAGUGGGGGUUUCUGAGUGGGUGUGUCGGGGUUUUUGAGUGGGUGUGAGGGUGUCUGAGUGGAUAUGUGGGAUUCUGAGUUGAUAUUUGGGUUUCUGGGUGGGUGUGAGGGUUUCUGAGUGGGUGUGUGGGUGUUUGUGGGGGAGCCUUUGUUUCACACACACACAGAGACAGCGGUCUCAUUUUCACAGGGUUGGGGAUGAGGUAGACUGUACGUUUAGCGCUGAGAGACUGUGAUCAUGUGAUGGGAUCUACAUGAGGGAGGGAUGGCGGAGAGUCCAGAAGAAAUCCCAUAGGAACCUCCCAGGAGAUGAUAUGGACAGGCUUCACCGGAGGUGCCACCAGGAGCAGCUCCCAGUCUUCCCUGCUGUGUCCAGGUUUUCACUCCAGCCUGGCUCUAAACAACUGAAAUCUGCUGUGACCGUCUUAAUCGGACCAAGCAAACACCUGCCCCCAGCUCCCCAGGUGCUGGUGCUUUAAGGAGACCUGAAAACCUGUGGACACAGCAGGCCUGCAGGACCAGGACUGACUGGUCACCCCUGAACCCCUGGGGUACGCGUGUACCCUCCCUGCUGGCCCAUUAUGGGGUCUGUACAAGAACGGCCAGGACCCACAGGCCCAUGCAAGAUGAAAUACUGUACUGGAAUAAAAAUACCAAAGUGUUUCUAGA
Lepisosteus oculatus (spotted gar) is the source of this 3341-nucleotide messenger RNA. NCBI's taxonomy places the organism in Eukaryota, Metazoa, Chordata, Actinopteri, Semionotiformes, Lepisosteidae. The record is from RefSeq and is a predicted model, not a curated record.